Annulohypoxylon maeteangense is the source of this 354-nucleotide messenger RNA. RefSeq lists its product as uncharacterized. NCBI's taxonomy places the organism in Eukaryota, Fungi, Ascomycota, Sordariomycetes, Xylariales, Hypoxylaceae. The coding region runs from base 1 to 354 and encodes 117 amino acids. The record is from RefSeq and is a predicted model, not a curated record. The transcript is spliced from 3 exons.
AUGCCAAAAUCUCACGACUGGCGCGAUAUCGAGAAUUUGGGGCCUAAGGAUGCGCAUUUAAUCAAAUCUAUGAUUGAGCUGAAGGAAAAGCUGUUAAAGAAGAAUUGUCCUAAGGUUUCUCCUGCAGACGUACAUACUGGAUUUCAUCGCGGACGUCGAGUUCUAAUCGGAAAUAUCUUCUGGCCCGACAUUAUUUCGAUCCACCAUUUACACAUGCACGUUAUUGUUGGACCUCGAUUCUGGUUAAAGUUCUUCAAAUAUCCCCCAUGGCUUUCACUCAUGGUGGAAGUCCGAGAAACAGGUAGAACGAGAACUGAACGGAAAUUCGACAGGCAACAAGCUUCGACUGUUUAA